AGUUAAUUUCCUACACGUGCCGAAUUUCCCGUGCAUUGCAAAUUUGCGAACAGCAAAGUACAAAAUAAAAACAAAAACUGUUUCUUUAAAUAAUAUUUCAACGUAUCUUGCGGUUAUUGUAAAAUGGCUGCUGCAUCUGCCUCCACGUCAAAACGCCGAAUUCCGGAGGAGGACGAGGAUUUGACCCAGGUCAACCUCGUAACUGGUUGUAAUGUUCAAACGUUUGAGUCAAUGGGGCUCAAGGAGGACUUGCUGAGGGGAAUUUCCGCUCAAGGGUUCAAGAAACCUUCAGCGAUCCAACAACUCGCAAUAAAACCGAUUAUCCAAGGUCGAGACGUGCUUGUUCAAAGGGAGCCUGGAACUGGCAAAACUACGGCCUUAUCUAUUGGAAUUUUGCAAUCUGUGGACUCUACAAAGAGGGAAACUCAGUUCUUGAUCUUAUCUCCAACAUCAGAAAGGGCUAUUCAAAUUCAAAAGGUUAUUCUGGCAUUGGGCGAUUACUUGAACAUACAGUGUCAUAGGAGCAUUGGGGGAACCAAUCUUGGAGAAGAUAUGCGAAAAGUAGAUUAUGGACAACACGUGGUAUCUGGAACCCCAGGCAGAGUUUUUGAUAUGAUUAGACGAGAAUGCCUGCGAACAAAGGCUAUUAAAAUGCUUGUGUUUGACGAAGCCGAAGAACUGCUGAAUAAAGGGUUCAAAAACCUGAUUUAUGACAUCUACAGAAGCCUUCAUCGUUCAACGCAGAUCAUCCUUUUCUCUACUACGAUGCCGCAUGAAAUCUUGGAAAUGGCCAGAAGAUGGAUGUCUGAUCCCGUCCGAAUCCUUGACAAACGGGACAAUUUGGCUUCGGCAUUACGCGGAGUGAAGCAUUUCUUUGUGGCUGUGGAUCACGAAGAAUGGAAAUUGGACACCUUGUGCGACGUGUACGGUACCCUCCCGAUUUCGCAAGCCGUUAUCUUCUGUAACACCAAGGCUAAGGUUAAUUGGUUGGCGGAGAAAAUGCGUGAACGGAAUUUCACCGUUUCUUUAAUUCACGAGGAAAUGCCACAAAAGGAGCGGGAUGCUGUUAUGAAGAAUUUUAGAAAUCAAGCAACCCGAGUACUAAUUACGAGUGAGGCUUGGGCGAGUGGGAAUGACGUUAAGCAAGUUUCACUGGGUAUAAACUACGAUCUUCCAAACAGUCCGGAAUUAUAUGCUCACCGGAUUUGUCGGUCUGGUCGUUUGGAUGGGAAAGGUGUCUCGAUCAGUUUUGUAAAGGAGGCUGAAAUUCAGAUCUUGCGAGAUAUUGAGCAGCACUAUUCCACCAAGAGUGAUGAGAUGCCAGCGAACAUUGCAGAUUUGGUCUAAAAUCGUCAUCAAUGACAUCAUGGUCGAGAAUCACAUCAUUCUUUAGGACAGAAAAUCGACGUAAUAAAUUUUUUCUUACUGAAAAUAUUGCUUAGUAAUAAUAAUGUAUCAAUUUACCAUUUUUUAGUAAAAGUUAUUGCCCUAAUUAAGUACUAUUGUAGUUGGUAAAAUAAAUGCAAACUAAUUAUC
This is a messenger RNA of Folsomia candida, 1536 nucleotides long. Its product is annotated as eukaryotic initiation factor 4A-III. The record is from RefSeq and is a predicted model, not a curated record. NCBI's taxonomy places the organism in Eukaryota, Metazoa, Arthropoda, Collembola, Entomobryomorpha, Isotomidae. Gene Ontology annotation, molecular function: ATP binding; mRNA binding; RNA helicase activity. Gene Ontology annotation, cellular component: nucleolus; catalytic step 2 spliceosome. The transcript has 11 exons. Bases 124 to 1347 code for a protein of 407 amino acids.